This is a messenger RNA of Tripterygium wilfordii, 666 nucleotides long. RefSeq names its product aspartyl protease UND-like. The transcript has 2 exons. Gene Ontology annotation, molecular function: aspartic-type endopeptidase activity. Gene Ontology annotation, cellular component: extracellular region. The coding region runs from base 1 to 666 and encodes 221 amino acids. The record is from RefSeq and is a predicted model, not a curated record. Lineage: Eukaryota; Viridiplantae; Streptophyta; Magnoliopsida; Celastrales; Celastraceae. Gene Ontology annotation, biological process: proteolysis.
AUGUGCUCAUCGGCUGCGGAAGAGAGAAUCAGCAAAAGAACACCGGAAUUUGGGCAGGAGUUUUUGGGCUUGGCAAUGCUUCCCCCAAGGCCUUGUGUGACGGAUGACCAAUACAGCUACAACCGAUUGGCUCUUGGUGAUGCGGGGAACGGUGAUCCAACGCCUAUACAAAAGAGGAAAAACCUCUACUUUGUAACUCUUGAAGGUAUGAGUAUUGGAGAGGAAAGUAUUGGCAUAGAUCCUCAUGUGUUUAGUGAUGGUGGAGUCAUCCUUGAUUCUGGAGCUGCACUCACAUCUAUACCUUUAAGUGAGUAUAACAUACUCAAACAAGGAGUUCAUGAAGUAGUGGGAUGGAAAUUGACCCGGUACUUUAGGCGUGAGGAAGAUAUCAAUUUGUUGUGCUAUGGAGGAAAUGUAACAGAAGAGAUGACUGGGUUUCCAGGAGUCUCAUUCCACUUCGCUGGGGGAGCUGAUUUAGCGAUGGAUGAAAAAAGUAUGUUUUUACAGGCAAAUUCAGAUCACUUUUGCAUGUCUGUUCGUCCACUAAAGGAUGGUAGGAAGAUCUCGGUGAUUGGAAUCAUGGCCCAACAAAAUUAUAAUGUGGGUUUUGAUCUGGAAGCAGGGAUGGUUCAUCUUCAAAAGAUUGACACUGACAUAUUUUUAUAG